Molecule: messenger RNA, 7377 nt
Organism: Cataglyphis hispanica
Lineage: Eukaryota; Metazoa; Arthropoda; Insecta; Hymenoptera; Formicidae
Product: insulin-like peptide receptor
Exons: 8
Coding region: 979-5262 (1427 amino acids)
Biological process (GO): multicellular organism development; positive regulation of kinase activity; protein phosphorylation
Cellular component (GO): axon; insulin receptor complex
Molecular function (GO): ATP binding; insulin receptor substrate binding; insulin receptor activity
Source: RefSeq, a predicted model, not a curated record
GUGGUCGCCGACCCUCGCGCCGUCUUCCCUUUCCCCCACCCGCUCAUCCCUUCCCCCGGCGCGUCCGAUCCCACUCUCUGUCCCACCAACUGUGCCUCUCUCUCUCUCUCGCUCUUUCUUUCUCUCUCUCUCUGUCUCUCUCACACACCCUUCGUUGCUUUCGUCGUACUAUGUAUCUCGCGUGCGAGCAGUAGACAUGAAUCGACGGAUACGCGGCCGUGUCUUUGGACGAGUACGCGACCGCGUUCGUAGUAUAUACGUAUCUACGAUCUAGACUGGCUGUUAUCGUCUUCGUCGUUGUCAUUAUCGUCAUUGUCUCUUCUCUCGCUGGUAGAUUAGAGGCGUCGCACAAUCGUUGACGCGCUACCACGUUGCACGUGAUCGCCGUUCCGUUUCGUCGCACUGUCAGUGCUUUUACGACUCGGACAACUCUUUCCGAGACUCGGUGUGCUUCGCAUCAGUGUUUUCAUCGAGCAUCGCCUAUCAUCUAUUUUCUCUCUCUCUCUCUCUCUCUCGUAGUGAUGGUGACCUUUGUCUGUUGAUAUUCGACGUACGCGUUCCAAUCCAUGCCACGUGCGAUACGUCCCUGAGAAGUGAUCUAUCGGGGCUAUCGGCAUGGCAAGUAAUGUGAGACAAGGCAGUGGCAGUGCUCUAGUGUUGAUUAUAUUAUCGAUACGCCAUCGACAUCGGCCAGUCCCACUUUUAACCAGAGGAGAGACAUCGUAUCUACAACCCCCAUUUCUUCCGAGAAGUCCGGGAAAAGUAUAAUAAUCCGACGAUUUGGACUCUGAGGGUGGGGAAGAAAGUACGCGGAGGAGAGGGACAAGCUCGUUCAUAGUCGACGAUCAAUCGUCGAUCAAUCAUAAGAGGAGGGAAAGUGUGUGGUGGUCGGGGACGACGACGACACGUGGGGAUAAGAGAACUCGGGAACGUUCAACGGUUGGAUCCGAACGCGCGGUGUUUCAAUGAGACAGGGAGAUGAGGACGAGGAAGUCGUUGCUGCCGAUAGUUCUGCUGUGCGUCACGGUGGUGGGCCUGGCGAUCUGCCAGGAGAAGAGAUGGUCCAAGCCGACCACGAAGCACCGGGAUAAAAGCGCCAAGGGCAAGUACGAUCCCGAUUACGCGGACAAGACGAGGGAGGAGGAUUCCGAGGAGUCUUACUACGAUCCAAGCUUCGCCACAGGCUACAAACCUGGCUUCCUAGAUAAGCUGGCCGCUUAUAGAAACAACAGAGCCAUCGACAACUCCAGAUCCACGGAUGUCGGGUUCAAGAACAAUCAGCAGUCUAGUCAGUCGUCGAAUCUGCCCAAGCUGCACAUGAAAUCGAGCGAGGAGGUGGGACGUGAGAAGGGACGGCGAUACAAGAACGUGACUAUCGCGGACGGCAUUUGCCAGAGCAUAGAUAUCAGGAAUAGCGUUAACUUCUUCUCGAUAUUAAGGGAUUGCCGCGUUAUCGAGGGCUUCCUUCAGAUCGUAUUGAUCGAGAACAAUACCGAGGCGGAUUUCGAGAACGUCACUUUCCCGGAAUUGCGAGAGAUCACCGGCUAUUUUCUUCUGUAUCGCGUGGACGGUCUGAAGACCCUCAGCAAACUUUUCCCGAAUCUCGAGGUCAUUCGGGGUGACAUACUCCUCACGGAUUACGCCUUCAUGAUUUACGAGAUGAAGAACUUGCAAGAGAUCGGUCUCACUAGUCUGACGAGGAUCUCUCGGGGCGGUGUACGCAUUGAGAAGAAUCCCGCUCUCUGCUUCACGAAUACUUUAAAUUGGAGCCUCAUCGUGCCAGCCGGCGAGAAUUUCAUUAAAGACAACACAAAUGAACGGAAUUGCCCGCACAUGAAAGGAUGCUCUCAAUGUCCUGGCGGUUAUUGCUGGACCGCUCAACAUUGUCAAUUAUUGGAGAGGUCAGCAUGUCACGAACAAUGCCUCGGAAAAUGUUACGGUCCCAGCGACAGUGAAUGCUACGUGUGUAAACAUUUCCGACAUGACGGAAGAUGCAUCGAAAGCUGUCCGCCUAACUUAUUCGCGUAUUUGUCAAGACGCUGCAUCAGCAAGGACGAAUGCCAGAAGAUGAACCAGUUCAGAAGAUUUUCUAAAACUGAUGAAACGUGGCGGCCUUUCAACGAUUCUUGCGUCACUCAAUGUCCUGACGGUUUCGAGGAUGAUAUCGACGAGAAGAAUGCAACAACCUGUCGGAUUUGUACAGGCCAGUGCCGUAAGAUCGGAAACGGCGCUAUCAUACGUCACAUUUCGGACGCUCAGAGUUUUCGCGGUAUAACGGUGGUUAAAGGCGCCCUAGAGUUUCAAAUAAGAAACGGAAAUCCGAAUAUAAUGAACGAACUGGCGGACGCGUUUGGUUUAAUUGAGGAGAUAACAGAAUAUGUGAAGAUAACGCAUUCCUUCCCGAUCACGUCGUUGGACUUCUUCAAGAAGCUCAAGGUGAUCAAGGGUGAAAUUUUGGACAUUAAUAACGCGAGCUUCGUAGUCCUGGACAAUCCGAAUCUCUCUUCGCUCUUUCCGUCGUCUCAAAAUAUAACAAUAGAAAGAGGCAGACUAUUCUUCCAUUACAAUCCCAAGCUCUGUCUCUCAAAGAUAGAGCAAUUCGGUAAAACGGUAAACAUCACCAAUUUCACAGAUCUUGAAGUACAACCGGAAUCGAAUGGUGACAAGGUGGCCUGUAACAUUGUUAAUAUAAAUAUUACGAUAAAAAAGCGAGCCGCAGAUUACGUGGUUCUGAGUUGGGACAGCUACAAGCCAUCAGAAGGCCAACAGUUGCUUAAUUAUCUACUAAAUUAUAUAGAAACCGAGAACAAGAAUGUAAUAUACGAGGCGAAUGCUUGUGGUAAUAACACAUGGCAGACCGUAGACGUUGGUACAUCUAGCUGGAACUCGACCGUUUCGAAGCAUAUUACGAAUUUGAAACCAUACACCAACUACGCCGCGUACGUAAAAACAUUCACAGCAAGAAACAAGAAUUCCUUUAUAAGUCCGGUUGGUCAGUCGGAGAUUAUCUUCUUCCGAACGAAGAGCGCGAUACCCUCAGUGCCGACGAAUGUGAGCACGACCGUAAUAAGUGACAGCGAGAUUCUGCUUAAGUGGGCUCCGCCAGUGUAUCCAAACGGUCCCAUAGGUUAUUAUAUGAUCUCCGGUACGUUUCAACCAGAUGACGAGAAGGAUCUGAUCGAGUCCCGGGAUUAUUGCACUGACACCUUAGUCAGCGAAACCGAGAAGGAAGAGAUACACGAAGUGACGAUUAAGACUCCGCUUAUCUCGAAUCCUAAUUCCUGCUGCUUUAAAGACACGAACGCGAAGCUUGCGAUUUCUAAGCAGUUCGAGAUAUUCUGCCACAUGAAUAUGACCAUCAGUUACUUGUCACCCGGCUGGAAGGAUUAUUGCGUCUUCAAUACGUACAACUCGCCAGAUAGUAAAUUUUACGAUCUGACAAAUAAUUUGUCCUCCUCGCAAGAGAGACAGAAAACGGGAAUCAACGUCUCUUCAACCACCACAGGUAGUAAUAUCGCGAUCAAUCAUAUAGAUGACGAAGUAUUCGUAUAUAAUGUCACUGCUGGAAAUAAUUCGUAUCACUUGAAGAAUUUACGUCACUAUUCUUUAUACAUCAUCACAAUCGCCGCAUGUGGCGUGAAGAUGGAUGACGAUAUGCCGAUGUGUUCGUCUAUUCAAUACGCGAACGCUCGAACUAAAAUGCGACCGAACGCGGAUGACAUUCAUAAUGUGAAGGUCCAUGUUUCGAACGACACGAUAGUCGAAGUCAUUUGGGAAUCGGUCAAGAAUCCGAAUUCAUUCACAGUCUCCCAUACCAUUGAGUAUACGAAUUUAGACGUGAAGGACGCGAAGAAAAGCACCGAAUGCAUACGUAGAACGUACACCGGUCGUAAGGAGAGAUAUAACAAUCAUUAUAUCAAGAAUCUUAGUCCAGGUAGAUACAGUCUGAGAAUACGCUCUACUUCGCUGGCGGGUGAUGGCACCUUCACCAACGUGAUUUACUUCUCCAUCGGUCUAUCGGACCACAGUCAGAUAAUAUUGGCGACGCUGCUGACCCUAGUUGUGUUACUCGUCGCUAUAAUCGUAGUGGCGCUCCUUAUCAAGAAUCAUCAAAAGAAACGUACGCAGGAGCGAUUGAUAGCCAGUGUGAAUCCUCCAAAUUAUAUUACGGAGACCAAGUACGUCAUUGACAGUUGGGAAGUGCCGAGGGAAAACGUUGAGAUCCUGGAAGAGCUUGGUUUGGGUAACUUCGGCAUGGUAUAUCGGGGUUAUUUGCACGGCACCGUGCAAGUGGCCAUCAAGACGAUCUCCGAAAACGCCAGUCAGCGGGAGAAGAACGAGUUCCUGAACGAGGCAUCGGUCAUGAAGAACUUCUCGACGUGGCACAUCAUCAAACUCUUAGGCGUGGUCUCCAUGGGCAAUCCGCCGUUCGUCAUCAUGGAGCUUAUGGAGAACGGCGAUUUGAAGACGUAUCUACGUAGGAUACGUGACACCCAAAUGGUACCCGAUGCGUCCAGGAUAAUGAGAAUGGCAGCGGAGAUCGCCGACGGUAUGGCCUAUCUCGAAUCGAAAAAAUUUGUCCAUCGCGAUCUGGCCGCGCGCAACUGCAUGGUGUCGAAGGAUCUCGUUUGCAAGAUCGGUGAUUUUGGUAUGGCAAGGGACAUUUACGAGACCGAUUACUACAAGAUCGGCAAGAAGGGCUUGCUGCCAAUACGCUGGAUGGCGCCGGAGAAUCUUUCCGACGGUGUGUUUACGUCUGACUCGGAUGUGUGGUCUUUCGGCGUCGUUUUGUACGAGAUACUUACCCUCGCCGAGAUACCAUAUCAGGGUUUCUCGAACGAGGAGGUGUUACAUCAUGUGUUGCGCAAGGGCGUGCUACACAUACCACGUAACUGUCCAGAGACCAUACAGAAGAUUAUGGAGAAGUGCUUUAAAUGGCGGCCAAGUGAACGUCCUACCUUCAUGGAGAUUGUCGCCGAACUGGAGCCAUUUUUGAAUCAGGACUUUUGCGAAAAGUCCUUCUACCAUUCGGACGAGGGGAUCGAGAUACGCAGUCUCGGCAUCAAAAAGGUCUACCAUAAUGCCGCGCCGAUUCGAUUUCACUGGGGUCACGAGACCGCCAGAUGGGUGAAGGACUUCGAGGACAAUGUGACGCUGCUCGAUCAGAUGAAGGCGGGCACCAGUCGCGGGCGGAUCUUCAAGAAUGGUUUCCAGCACUUUGGUAAUGUAACUAACUUCGAGGACGUUCCGCUUGAUCGAUGAGAUUAGAGUUAUAUAUAAAUUAUAAGCGAAAAAAAUCUUAGCACGAGAGAAAGAUAACGCUGCUUGAAGCUCUCAUUGAUCACAAGAUCUGUGGAAGAACCUGUAGAUAUUAAUGUACAAACAAAAUACUCAGGGCAAUACGCGAGUGGUCCUGACGAAAUUGUUGGAUGAGAUAAGAUGUUACCAAGUCACUUGUUCGCCAGCGCGGCAAUAGCUCGUGUCCUUCUCUCGUUGCGGACCAAACGUAAUUAGAUCUUGACGGUGGAUAGCAAUGCGAGGAGACCUCGGGAAAGAUGGUGUUGUGUUCGUAUUUAAAUUAAGCCAUUAAAUAAUUAAAUAGAGGUAGUGUUUCUACCUUGAUCAACCUAGUGAAAAUUGCAGCUUCGCAUUUCUGUGUUUUCUUUCUCAUAAACACGCCCGGGAGCUCCGAAUCUUUUUGCCAUGUAUCGACUAUUCAUUCCUUUCAGAGUUACUUUUUUCUUUGCAUACAAGUCCUGAAGCAAUAUUCUCGAACUUCGUGCUUUAACGAUAAGAAUCGAAAAUUCACGUAAAGUAUUCUUUUACAUGUCUUUUGCAUUUCUUUCUAUAUUAAAAAAAAAAUUCUUUCACAUUUUCAUACCGGAUCAGGGAUAAUAAAUAUCGUGAUCAGGAAUAAUAAAUACCGUGAUCAGGGAUAAUAAAGCAUUAGGAUUUUUAUUCCACUUUCGAUUGAUUGAAUAUACCAAUAACGUGACUAGAAAUAUUGAUCAGAAUCUGGAUAUAUUUUCUUUUCCUUACCAUAUCAAGUAUAAAUAUGAAAUAUAUAUGGACGUCUUUAAUCAGCAUAAAGAGAAAUUUUGAAUAAAAAUGCACGAGAUGAAUACGAUAUAUAUAUAUUAAUUAUUGAUUUUAUGAGCUUAUUAUCGUCAUCAGAACACCAAUUCCGCCUCAAAUUUCUGAUUGUUUCGAGAAAUGUUGUUUCAUGAUUAACUGAAGACACACACGACGCGAAAGAAUGAUAAUUUACGUAAACCAGAGUUCCUUGUCGCACGCGCGUCCGUAAUUAUUACGGUGUAUAAUCUCAAGGUUGUAAAUAAUUACUCUACUUACACCCAGUUAUCGUAUGAUAAGUUAAUAGAACUUGAUGCAAUAUAUAGUCCCCGUAAUUAAUUUAUCAAAAGAGUUUAAAAAAAAAAAAGACAAACUUUAUCCUCGCAAGCGUAAAUAAAGUUACAAGUUUCCUCGCAAAAGUGCGGAUACCUCGUAGAUAAUUAUUGCAAUAAGAGCGUAUCUACAAUCUCUACGAUAUAUUCACAAUCUCUAUAAAAGUUUUAGUGUAGACAGGCUGAGUGGGAAGGGGAGGUGGGGAGGGGGAGGUCGUGAUGGAGCGGUCGUAAAUCAGGGAUGUUGGUCAGGUCACACGUUUAAGUUUUCUGCACGGCAUAAAAUUAUAUAGAUUUGAAGAGUGUGUUUUAGCCUCGGAUCUUCUGCAGAUACGGAAUUGGCAGUAACGUAAACAAUCAGUAGAUAGUAACGACAAAUUAGGUGAUAGAAGGAAAUGCAAUAUGUUGAAAUAACUAGGACGGAUCCUAUCAGUAUAAUUCUAUUCUAUACUUUAGUUUCUGCUUCCUUUGCAGAAUUUUUUCGUCGGUUCUUCUAUUCGUGAAUGCCAUCAUGAUUUUAUACCAAACAUUUUAUUAGGUGCAUUUAUUUGAAUCCUUCGUCAUGUCGUCGUAUCUUGGAAUUCAAUAAUCACUAUGAGCACAGAUUACAACUAAUGCUAUGGAACAUAUAUGAAGUCUGAAAUCUGAUUCGAGAGAGAUUCGAAAACAAAAUUCUCGCUAAACGGCGAACUAACAUACUUUACUGAAUAUAACUAAUACAAUAAUGAACAUGCAAAUAUCUUUGUUGGCAUAAAAACAAAUUUGCCUUUCUUCUCGCAUUUUAACUUCAAAAGAAAAAAAACACAGAAAGCAUCUCAUGUUUGUAAAAGAGAAUUAUUCCGCAAUCAAUAGACUAAUUUUUAAAUUUGAUAACUCUAAAAUCCUAAAUUCAGGAUUAUCAUAAAAAUAUAUAUAUUUCACAUAAAUUUGUAUCGCAGACUGAUCUCUCUGUUUUUAUUUAUGCAUUUUUUUA